AUGACCCAGCAACCCGACGGGGAACCGUUGGUCUCCUCACUCUGGUCGAGGUCCCUCCUGUCCGGCGCUGUCGCUGGCCUUACCGUUGACUGCUCCCUCUACCCCCUCGACACGAUCAAAACUCGCCUUCAAAAGGCACGCGACACCACCGCACCUCAACCCAAGCUCUCCCUCCGCCAAACAGUCCGCGGAAUCUACGCCGGUCUCCCCUCUGUGCUCUUCGGCUCCGCCCCCUCUGCCGCGUCUUUCUUCAUUGUCUACGAUGGCGUCAAACGCCAGCUCCUUCCCCCAACAACCGGCUCCGCACCCUCCGAACCUCCCACCCGCGCCCAUGUCUUCUUCACACACUCCAUUGCCUCCUCGCUAGGUGAAAUCGCCGCAUGCGCUGUGCGCGUGCCAACAGAAGUCGUCAAGCAACGUGCCCAGGCAGGCCUUUUCGGCGGAUCGACUCUGCUCGCACUGAAGGAUAUCCUAGCCUUGCGCCAUGCCGCGCCUCCUCCCUCUCCAGCCGCCAGAACAAAUGCCACCGGCGCCGCUACCGCGACUGUAUCAGUGAAGCGAGGAUACGGACAAUUCACCAUGUGGGAGUCUAUGAAGGAGGGCUAUGCGCAGCGGUAUCUCCGCAAGACAGAGGCUGGAUCUGGUAUCAUUACGCAGGAUCAGAUCCCUGCGUCGACGAGUGCCAUGUUUGGUAGUGUUGCAGGUGCCAUUGCGGCUGGGUUGACUACUCCUCUGGAUGUCAUCAAGACUCGGGUUAUGUUAGCUCGUCGGAGUGAUGGUUCGUCCCCGAUUCGAGUUAAAGAGAUCGUGAGGGGGAUUGCGCAGGAGGGCUUCAGUGCUUUCUGGCGUGGUAUUGGGCCGCGUGUGGCGUGGAUUGGCAUUGGUGGUGCUGUUUUCUUGGGCAGUUAUCAAUGGGCGUGGAAUACGUUGGAGAAUAAGAAGAGGGUACAGGAUGAGUAA
Molecule: messenger RNA, 960 nt
Organism: Penicillium maclennaniae
Lineage: Eukaryota; Fungi; Ascomycota; Eurotiomycetes; Eurotiales; Aspergillaceae
Product: putative mitochondrial carrier protein (Pet8)
Exons: 3
Coding region: 1-960 (319 amino acids)
Cellular component (GO): mitochondrial inner membrane
Molecular function (GO): S-adenosyl-L-methionine transmembrane transporter activity
Source: RefSeq, a predicted model, not a curated record